AUGCAUUCAUUUAAGGAAGGCGUUACCCCUUCUUUCGCCUUAUGCCGUGGUCGUCAUAUCCACGUGGUCGAUGAAGAGCGCCAGUAUCAAGAGUGGGGUAAACACGUUAACAAGUCGAGCGGUAUUGUAGCGGUGAAGGAAUCAUUCAAUCUGCUGCAUGGUGGCUUAGCAACGCGCGGUUUCGAUCAGCUGUUUGUCGACCAAAUGCAUCCGGAUAUUGUGGCCGUAACGCGGCACUCCACGCAGAACCAUGAAACGGUCAUCCUGGUAGCACACACCGCGUUCAGUUAUCCGAGUCCUUGGGCUGGCCCGACGGGAGUUCGCCCGCUGCGUUUUGAGGGCGAUUUAGUGGAAAUCAUUUUCGAAGUUCAAAUCUAUAAGAAAACCGGUCAAACAUUCGACCAACCCACGGAUUUCAAAAAGGACGAGCGCUAUAUCAAUGGCGUUGAGGAGUAUGUGAUUGACUUGCGAAAGAAUCUAAAACUCGAAGAGUCUGACAUUUUUCAGAAGAACGCUACCUUCGAUGGCAACACGACACAGCUGGAUUUUGUCAAUCUGAAGCCUGGAUCGGUGGUGGCGGUGCGAGUUGCCCUGAAGGACACAAUGAAACCGCACUUUGAUAAUCUUCAGUCGUUGGUCCGGGAGCUCCACCAGGAAAAGGGAUCUCGAUAUGCGGAACUCCAACACCUGCUGGACAAGCUUAAUUUGGUAGACUUCAACAAUUUGCUCUACUGUUGUGCCGAGGAGGAACGCGAUAACGGUGGUGGCCCGUACAAUAUUUCCGGAUACGGCGAUUUGGUUUACUGCGGACUGCAGGGCGUGGUUUCAAUACUGAGCGACAUCGGACCAAACAACGACCUUGGUCAUCCUUUGGCAAACAACUUACGAAUGGGAAAUUGGCUCAUCGAUUACUGCUCACUAUCGUACCGAGAGCGCAAUGCCGGUACUCGCAUCGAUGCCCACAUGAAGGACAAGGGUUUCAACAACCGAAUCGGUAUCCAUCCGGAGACCGGGUUUGUCUUUGGCGGCAACAAUGCCAAUUGUGGCACAUGGAUGGACAAGAUGGGCUCCAGCGAUAAGGCCGGCAACCGGGGUGUUCCCUCAUCACCCCGAGAUGGUUCCACGGUGGAACUCGUUGGUCUUCAGAUGGCCGGUCUAAGGUUUAUGCAGCAAAUGGUCGAAGAGAAAGUGUUUCCAGGAUCUGGGUCCGUGGAACGCACCUCCAGCAAUGGAACCAAGACCGUUUGGACGUAUAAAGAAUGGGCCAAUAAAAUCGGGGCCAACUUUGAGAAGGAAUUCUACGUCGAUGAAAGCAGCGACAGCCAGUAUGUAAAUAAAAAGGGUAUCUACAAAGACACGCUGGGUUCGGAUGUUCCGUGGACUGACUUCCAGCUCCGGUGCAACUUCCCAAUCGCGUUGGUGGGCCCGGAGCUUUGCAAUCCCAAGCAUGCCUGGAAGGCAUUGGAAAACGCCAAAAAGUAUCUUCUGGGACCGCUCGGCAUGAAAACGUUGGACCGAGAGGAUUGGGGCUACCGUGGAAAUUACGACAACUCGAUCGAUAGUGACGAUAAAACUGUAUCACAUGGAGCAAAUUAUCACAACGGUCCCGAAUGGGUUUGGCCAAUAGGAUUCUAUCUUCGCGCAAGACUCAUCUUUGCCAAAGCCAAUGGACUGCUCAAGGAAACAAUUGCAGAAACAUGGUCAAUUCUGCAGAAACAUUUGCACGAAUUGCAAACUAACCACUGGCGCGGGUUGGCCGAAUUGACCAACGAAAACAGAGCAUACUGCAAUGAUUCUUGUCGAACGCAGGCGUGGAGUAUGGCCUGUGUGCUAGAAGUGCUGCACGAUUUGGAAAAGUAUGAAAAAGAGCUCUAAGCUAUAAAGCAGGAGGAGGAUUAAAAUUCAAAAUGAUAUACUCGAAUAUAGUCGGCAAUGCGAUGCGUUCCAAUCGCGUCCUAGUUAUGAUCACAAGUUUAGAUUUAAUUGUUCAUGCUUUGUGUCUGCCGUGUUAGAUUUUACGAAUUUUAAUAUUUUAUUAGGCUGUUAUGUUUGAAACGUUCAUAUUUUAUUUUGUUUUAGCAUGCAUAUUUUAGGCUUAGUGCCACUCAAAAGCGUAAAUGAAUGUGUGUGAUGAAAUAUAGCAUGAAUGAGCUGUGUCUGUGUGUCGUCCUUGAGUUAAUAGCAGUGGGACUAUG
Molecule: messenger RNA, 2195 nt
Organism: Armigeres subalbatus
Lineage: Eukaryota; Metazoa; Arthropoda; Insecta; Diptera; Culicidae
Product: glycogen debranching enzyme-like
Biological process (GO): glycogen catabolic process
Molecular function (GO): 4-alpha-glucanotransferase activity; amylo-alpha-1,6-glucosidase activity
Source: RefSeq, a predicted model, not a curated record